Rattus norvegicus (Norway rat) is the source of this 7598-nucleotide messenger RNA. It is a transcript of the gene Camsap2, whose product is annotated as calmodulin regulated spectrin-associated protein family, member 2. Lineage: Eukaryota; Metazoa; Chordata; Mammalia; Rodentia; Muridae. The record is from RefSeq and is marked validated. Gene Ontology annotation, cellular component: centrosome; cytoplasm; Golgi apparatus. Gene Ontology annotation, molecular function: microtubule minus-end binding; calmodulin binding; spectrin binding. Bases 685 to 5097 code for a protein of 1470 amino acids. The transcript has 18 exons. Gene Ontology annotation, biological process: neuron projection development; regulation of dendrite development; axon development.
CUUUCCAUCCAGUGCCGCAGCCGGAAAACCGCAGCGGCGGCGGCGGCUGAAGGGGAGCGACGCGUCCGGCUACGGGAGGGGUAGCGGAAAAUACGAGGACAAGCCCGAUAAGGCAGGAGCCGAGGGCCUGUGAUUUGCGGCCUCCCCCAGGCCGCUGCCUUGGCCGCGAGCUGCGCCGAGGAGGCGGGCGGAGGCGACGGGAGCGCCUGAGAAGCGCCGGGCCGCGGGCGGCUUGCGCGCUGCAGCGAUUCUGACGUUUUCCGCGGCGGGUCCCGCGGCCCGAGGGGCGGCCGUGAGUGAGGCGGGGCGUGCGCGCUCCACCAUGGCGGGGACACUGUCCGCGACGUGAUCGUCCAGGCUGCCCCCGCCCGAGCAUUCCGGGCCCUAGCAGCCGCCACCCUCCUGCGAGCCCGUGUGACUAAACGGAGACAAAGGGGAGGCGGCGGGGCAGACCGGGACCGGAGCGAGCGCGGCCGGAGCGAGCGCGGCCGGGUGCCGCCUCACGUCUAUGCCCGGGGCCGCCGCGGCUCCCGCGGGCGGCGGCGGGCUCGCGACGAGCACAGCUGAGCUUUUCUGUGCCCGGCACCCGAGAGGGCCGCGACCGGCGCGGACGAUCUGAACUCCCUUCUCCGCCACACCAUGUGAAGGCCGUCGUCCCUCCAUCCCGACCAGCCGCCUUGAAAGAUGGGGGAUGCUGCAGACCCGCGGGAGGUGAGAAGGACGUUCAUUGUUCCAGCCAUCAAACCCUUUGACCACUAUGACUUCUCCAGAGCCAAAAUCGCCUGCAAUCUGGCCUGGCUGGUGGCCAAAGCCUUUGGGACAGAAACUGUGCCAGAGGAACUUCGAGAACCAUUUUACACAGAUCAGUAUGACCAGGAACACAUCAAGCCCCCUGUCGUUAACCUGCUUCUGUCAGCGGAGCUGUACUGUCGUGCUGGCAGUCUCAUCCUCAAGAGUGACGCUGCAAAGCCCCUCCUGGGCCACGAUGCUGUAAUCCAGGCAUUAGCACACAAAGGCCUGUAUGUCACUGACCAGGAAAAACUGGUAACUGAAAGAGACCUCCACAAGAAACCCAUACAGAUGAGUGCACACUUGGCCAUGAUCGAUACUCUAAUGAUGGCUUACACUGUAGAGAUGGUCAGCAUAGAGAAAGUAAUUGCAUGUGCUCAACAGUAUUCAGCUUUUUUUCAAGCCACAGAUCUGCCCUAUGAUAUCGAGGAUGCUGUCAUGUACUGGAUAAAUAAGGUAAAUGAACACUUGAAAGACAUAAUGGAACAAGAACAAAAAUCUAAAGAGCACCACACGGCUGAAGCUCCAGGAGGUCAAAAGUCUCCUUCCAAAUGGUUUUGGAAACUGGUUCCAGCUCGUUACAGGAAGGAGCAAACACUGCUUAAGCAACUGCCUUGCAUUCCAUUGGUGGAAAACUUGUUGAAGGACGGCACGGAUGGCUGUGCGCUGGCUGCCCUCAUUCACUUCUACUGCCCUGCUGUUGUCCGACUAGAAGAUAUUUGUUUGAAAGAAACUAUGUCUUUGGCCGACAGUCUGUAUAACCUGCAGCUGAUUCAGGAAUUUUGCCAAGAAUACUUAAACCAUUGCUGCCAUUUCAGCUUGGAAGAUAUGCUUUAUGCUGCUUCGUCCAUAAAGAGUAAUUAUUUGGUGUUCAUGGCAGAACUCUUCUGGUGGUUCGAAGUUGUGAAGCCUUCCUUUGUGCAGCCUCGUGUUGUCCGUCCACAAGGAGCUGAGCCUGCGAAAGACAUGCCAUCGGUUCCUGUCUUAAAUGCUGCCAAAAGAAACGUCCUGGAUAGUUCUUCUAGUUCUGACUUCACCUCCAGAUAUACACGUCCCCAAACUCAUUCUUCAGUCUCAGGAGGAAUUAGAAGGUCUUCAUCUAUGUCUUAUGUUGAUGGCUUCAUAGGAACAUGGCCUAAAGAGAAAAGAACAUCUGUACAUGGCGUUUCAUUUGAUAUUUCUUUCGAUAAAGAAGACAAUGCCCAGAGCUCCACUCCAAACCGAGGAAUCAUCCGCUCUGUUAGUAAUGAGGGGCUCAACAACAGUCGGGCAUCCAAACACAUUAGGAAAAAUCUGUCCUUCAAGCCAGUGAAUGGAGGAGAAGAGGAAAGCAUUGAAGAAGAACUUCAUGUCGACCCUCAUGGGGACCUCAAAUCUUACAUGCCUCUCAGCACAAAUGAACUGAACUCUAAUGAGAAUACUCACCACAAGCUCCCAAACGGGGCUUUACAAAAUAGAGUGCUUCUAGAUGAGUUUGGGAAUCAGAUUGAAACUCCGAGCAUUGAAGAAGCAUUACAGAUAAUCCAUGAUACUGAAAAACCUCCUCAUACAGCGCGGCCAGAUCAGAUUGCUAAUGGCUUCUUUCUUCACGGUCAGGAUCUGAGUCUCCUGAAUUCAAAUAUCAAGCUAAGCCAGUCCAGUCCUGAUAACAUAACUGACCCAAAAGGCGCCUUGAGUCCCAUAACUGACACUACAGAAGUCGACACUGGAAUUCACGUUCCUUCAGAAGACAUUCCCGAAACCAUGGACGAGGACUCUUCCUUGAGAGAUUAUACUGUUAGCUUAGACUCUGACAUGGAUGAUGCGUCUAAAUUUCUUCAGGACUAUGAUAUAAGAGCCAGCAACCCCAGAGAGGCCCUGAGUCCCUGCCCAAGUACCAUCAGCACCAAGUCUCAGCCGGGGAGCAGCGCCUCCUCCAGCUCUGGGGUGAAAAUGACCAGCUUCGCUGAGCAGAAGUUCAGGAAGCUGAAUCAUACUGAUGGGAAGAGUAGUGGGAGCAGUUCUCAGAAAACUACCCCGGAAGGCUCAGAGCUGAAUAUUCCUCACAUGGUUUCUUGGGCUCAAAUUCCAGAAGAAUCGGGUGUUGCCCAAGGCCGGGACACUACACAGCUGUUGGCGUCUGAAAUGGUGCAUCUUAGGAUGAGGCUAGAGGAAAAGAGACGUGCUAUAGAAGCCCAGAAAAAGAAAAUGGAAGCUGCUUUUACCAAACAGAGGCAGAAAAUGGGAAGGACAGCGUUCCUAACUGUUGUGAAAAAGAAAGGGGAUGGGAUUUCUCCUCUCCGAGAGGAAGCAGCAGGUGCAGAAGACGAGAAAGUAUAUACUGACCGAGCCAAAGAGAAGGAGUCACAGAAAAUGGACGGGCAGAGGAGCAAGUCCUUAGCAGACAUAAAAGAAAGCAUGGAGAACCCUCAGGGCAAAUGGCUAAAGUCCCCAAGCACGCCUGUUGAUCCCGAGAAGCAGUGGAACCUGACAAGUCCCUCAGAGGAGACUUUAAAUGAGGGAGAACUUUUAGAGUACACAAAGUCCAUCGAAAAGCUGAAUUCAUCCCUGCACUUUCUACAACAGGAAAUGCAGCGCUUGUCCCUUCAGCAGGAGAUGUUAAUGCAGAUGAGAGAGCAGCAGUCUUGGGUGAUCUCACCUCCGCAGCCCUCUCCACAGAAGCAGAUCCGCGAUUUUAAACCUAGACAGGCAGGCCUGUCGUCAGCUGCUGCACCGUUCUCAGCAGACUCCCCACGCCCCACUCAUCCGUCUCCGCAGUCUUCUACCAGGAAGAGUGCAUCUUUUUCUGUUAAAAAUCAAAGGACUCCAAGGCCAAAUGAAUUAAAAAUAACUCCUCUGAAUCGAACCUUGACACCUCCUCGGUCUGUGGAUAGUCUUCCUCGGCUAAGGAGGUUUUCCCCGAGCCAGGUUCCCAUUCAGACACGGUCGUUCGUAUGUUUUGGUGAUGAUGGAGAGCCCCAAAAAGAGCCCAAACCAAAAGAGGAGAUUAAAAAGGAGCCUUCAGAGUGCAAAGGGACUUUGGAAUCUUGUGACCAUAAUCCUGGGGAGAAGGAGGUUAAACCUCUUGAAUCAACAGUGUCUGAAGUGUUGUCACAGCCCAUCACAGAGACUGUGUGUGUGACACCAAAUGAGGACCAACUGAAUCAACCCACAGAUCCUCCGCCUAAGCCCGUUUUCCCACCUACUGCUCCUAAAAAUGUCAAUCUGAUUGAAGUUUCUCUGUCAGAUUUAAAACCCCCUGAAAAGGCUGAUGUGUCUGUUGAAAAGUUUGAUGGAGAGAGUGACAAGGAACAGUUUGAUGAUGACCAGAAAGUAUGCUGUGGCUUCUUUUUUAAGGAUGAUCAAAAGGCAGAAAAUGACAUGGCCGUGAAACGAGCAGCUCUGUUGGAGAAGCGAUUGAGGAGAGAGAAGGAAACUCAGCUUCGGAAGCAGCAGCUGGAAGCGGAGAUGGAGCAUAGGAAAGAGGAGACGAGGCGAAAAACUGAGGAAGAACGUCAGAAGAAAGAGGACGAGCGGGCACGGAGAGAAUUCAUUAGGCAGGAGUACAUGAGGCGAAAGCAGCUGAAGCUAAUGGAGGACAUGGACACAGUAAUCAAGCCUCGGCCUCAGGUGGCAAAACAGAAAAAACAGCGGCCAAAAUCUAUUCACAGAGAUCAUAUUGAAUCUCCCAAAACACCAAUCAAAGGCCCUCCAGUCUCUAGCCUCUCUCUGGCAUCGCUGAACACAGGUGAUACCGAGAGUGUUCAUUCAGGCAAGAGGACACCAAGGUCAGAGUCUGUAGAAGGCUUCUUAUCUCCAAGUCGCUGUGGCAGUCGGAAUGGCGAGAAAGACUGGGAAAACGCAUCCACGACCUCUUCAGUGGCUUCUGGAACAGAAUACACAGGACCAAAGCUUUACAAGGAACCUAGCGCAAAAUCCAAUAAACACAUAAUACAGAAUGCAUUAGCUCAUUGCUGUUUGGCUGGAAAAGUAAAUGAAGGUCAGAAGAAAAAAAUAUUAGAGGAAAUGGAGAAGUCAGAUGCCAACAACUUCUUAAUCUUGUUCCGGGAUUCAGGCUGCCAGUUCAGGUCUUUGUAUACUUACUGCCCAGAAACUGAAGAAAUCAAUAAACUGACUGGGAUAGGCCCUAAGUCUAUCACUAAAAAGAUGAUUGAGGGGCUUUACAAGUACAAUUCUGACAGAAAACAGUUUAGCCACAUACCUGCUAAAACCUUAUCUGCUAGUGUGGAUGCCAUUACCAUUCAUAGCCACUUGUGGCAGACCAAAAGACCAGUGACACCCAAAAAACUCUUACCUACUAAAGCAUAGGAGGCAGGAGAGGCUUGCUUCAGAACCUCUGUGGUAAAUUUGUACUUCGUCUUUCCUGCCUAUAGAGAAUCUUUCUAAUUGCCAACAAGAUUUUUAUCAAUUAAAACUGGACCUUAACUGUGUUGUUGUGAAGAGCUGGAGUGUAAACACAGUAUUUGGAGUGCAGAAGAUUCCUACGAGGUGACACGUCCACGUGAUGAAGGAAACGUUUUGAUUCACAAACGGAGGUUUGUGUGUUCCCAGGUUCGCCUGCCUGUGUUAGAGAACUUGAAGCACUGAAUCUCAUGGACACAGUGGGCCCUAGGCUUGAGGUGGGGCUAGAUGACAGUUACGUGUUACAUUCUUUAACCCUGUACUAUGUGUGCUCAUCUUAAAUGAUUUUGUUGUUGUUGUUGUUGUCGUCCCUGUUCUCCUGGGGGUUAUUCUAAAGUUCACGUUGAGAAGUAACUCGCACCUUCCAUAUGAUGUUGAGAGAAACACUAGUGUUACGUUCUACACUAGCCCUCAUGCUCUAAUGGUGUUACAGCGUUUGCAAGAAUCCGUCUAAGUAUUUACAUUCUGUAUUUAUUAUUCACACAAGUAUUAGCAUUUCUCUAUUGAGUAAGGAGGUGUAAAAGCUGCUACUCGGUUCCCUGCAGACCACACGAGCUAACCCGGAGUAUCCUGUAAGAAGCUGCUGAUUAAAUCAGUGCUGGUUUUUACACCACUUCUGGCCAACUCAGAAUAAAUUCGAUCGUACUUUUACCAACAACCAAAACCACUUUCUAUUUCAAGUACAUCACUUUAUGCUGGCAGGAGUGAGUGGCACGGGAGUGUUGCCUUUCGGUGUGAAGAUGGAAGGCUUCCUGGGCAGCUCAGGAUAGAGAAAUGGUGUUUAGAAUUUUUAAACAUGCACAAAGGGCUACAUUUUGAUUUGAAAGUAGCUUCAUAUUAUUUUACUAUACUGGCUUUUCUUUUAAUCCUUUUCCAGUGGAACAGCUUAGAUUGAGGACACACUUGAAAUCUCCUCUACACAGUCUUUCUUCUUUACCAAGUAUACCAGAGGGUUAGUUGGGAAAACUUCAUUCUCAGGAAAAGAUUUGAAUGAUUGAUUGUGUGGCCCUUUUAUGUUUCAGUGUUGUGACAACUGUGUACACUAGUGGGGAAGACAUUGUUUAUAAGUGAGAGAGUAGUUUGUUUUCUGUCAUGGGAUAUAGAGAUGAAAUAUGUACAUUUCUCUAAGUUGUUCAGCGAGGGAACUCAUGUCUCACGUGAUGUAUUUACUUAUUUAAAAGAAGAGUGGAGUGGGAAGCCCCUGAGCUGUACUUUUCUAUUAUUAUAAAGCCUUUAGGUAUCAGUGCAUCUGGGUUUUCAACAUUUUCUCAAAUGCUGUCAAUAUUUUACUGUAAUUUAUGUUCUUAUAUUUAUGUAUAUUUGUUAAAAUGUAAAAAAAUUUUCACAGAUUUUUUUCCAAUACCUGUGCAAACUGUAUGUGUAGCUCAAACUCUUGUGAACUACUGCUUGCACGCGAGACCAGGAUAUGUAACGCCUAUGUUUUAAAUGUAUACAUACUGUGUAUAUAUAAAUAUUAAAAAUGGGGAAUUUCACAUUUUACCUUUCAGACACCAAUUUUUAUCACAAGUAGAAGGAAAUGAGCAAACAAAGACAUUCUUAGGAUAAAAUUAGUUUAAAAGUUAUAAACAAACUUAAUCAAAACCAAGUGAAUUAUAGACAAAGGAAUUUAAUAAGCAUUUUAUAUUACUAACCAUGGUCUUUCCCUAUCAAAGCGGUCUCCUUGCUGUCACCUGAGUACUGAGUAAAGAGGAGUCAGAUGCAGGACAUUGAAAGAACUAAAGAACUCUGAACUCUCCCGUCUAGUUCUUAAUCUGCACAUUCAGCACCUGAGCAGAAUAUCGAGUGUCUGAAGGUGUGAUGUGAAUAUUGCCACAAAGCUCAUUGCUCUCAGUCUAAGAUUUUACUUUAUUAAUGCAAGAGGAAUACAGAUAUAUUUCUUUAGUCUGCAGAUUUUUUAUUAUGGUGCAGCUUUUUUUAAAAUUAUGUUUUAAAAUUACACAAAUGAAAAUAUGCCAUUCCAUAAAGUUUGAAGAUUUCCAUCAACCUUACCGAAACACAAGUGUUUUCAUCGUUGGAGGUCAAAUUGCCAUGGUAACUACUCAGUUAAAUUUGCCAAAUCAUUGUCAUGGUAACCAGUGUGGCCUGUCAACUUCUGCUACUUACCACAACUUCUAAAGUUUUCCUCUCAGUUUCUCUGUUUUGUUUUAGGAGAACUAUUGUAGUUUUUAUUUGGCUGCUUAAGCCAAAGUCCCCUUCUUUGAUGUGACUCAUGGACACUGUUGGGCAAUGUGCAGUGUGUGGUGUGCUUCCUGUCCACUCCUGAGCGCUGCAGAUGAUCCGUGCUGUCAGGCUUGCUCGUUCCCGGUACGGUUAGUUCCCCUUUCAUUUGAAUAAAAGCAUGGCACCAACUGACGCUGAUUCUUCAAUAAAGUGUGUGUUGUCUUGUC